GGAGGCUAGAUGGAGGAUGCCUCCAGAAAUCUUCUCUCCUCCAUUUCUUUAUACUUCAAUUACAGUACUGUAUAUUCGCAUGUGGAAGUCUAGAGAGUUUAGUCCCAAAAUUCACCCCCAAAAACCAAGUUGACUUCUCCAAGGGUCAAUGUGAGCACUGCCCUUUAGCAGUGAAGGAACCAGCCGCCAGUGAAGGCAAGAAGAGCGCAAUCUGUCCGGAAAAACAGACCCCAUCCAACCGACGCUCCAUCCAUCGAGACAACAUUUGGAGUGAUCACAAACAGUGAUUCCUGCUGGGAUUCUGCAGCAGAUAUACUAAAAUCGGAACAAAACAGGGAAGAUUAGCAGGUUUUGCAAAAUGUUUGAAGACUCUGACCCUCGCCAUGAAUUUUGGGAUGAAGAGGAAGAGGAGGAUGAGGAAGAAGAAGAUAGAGAUGCAGAGGAGGAAGGCAAUGGGGCCGGAAGCCAGGGGUCACCUGGCCAAGAAACCCCAAAAGGGCUCCAAGGGCGGUGCCAGGAUCGGGGCCCGUGGGGUUUGGGGGGAGAUCCAGGACGGGGUCCCCCUCCGCCGCCAUUCCUCUCUGCCCUCCAGAAUGGCACAGGGCCCACAGAUUGCAACGGGGCAGAGGCCAGUCCCUCAUCCUCUUGGGGAGGUGAUAUAAGAACCAUCUGCUGGCCGACAGAACAGGCCCUCCACUGUCCGUUCCGGACCUUUUCCCACCCUUCCUUCCAAGCCUUCUACACGGCUGUCUCCGUCCGCAACCAGGCCAGCCUUCCUUUGGAUGGAGACCCUGCUUCAACUGCCAGAUUGAGACCCAAACCAGGACCCCUCCCCAGCCUGGACUGCAGUGGUUUCUUCUAUACUGACCCAACGAUGCCCCCAGGACACAGGAUUUACAACUGGCUCUCCAGCUCUUCCCAGGAGGUCUUCCACAACCUGCGCCUCAACACCCCUGCGCCGGUCAUGUCCACCUGUGAAGCGACACCCGCUCUGCCUCGCAAAGUGGGGCUUUCUGAACUGGGGCACAAGGCUGCAUCUUCUCCUCUGGAGCUCCUGGCCAGCGUGGCCUGCAGUUCGGACGCCAGACUGUCCUCCCUUCCUGGACCAGAGGAGGAAGUGGAAGAAUGCAAGAAACCUGCUCCAGACCUGUUCCUGUAGAUUGUGCAGAAAGGGGUUGUGCAUAAGUGUGUAUGUGAGAGUGUGUCCUCUUCUGCUGCCCCACAGCAAGACAAAUUCUCCAGUGGGGAAGGAUUUUUUUCCUCAUGUUUGGGGUGCAAUGCCGAAGUUCCCAAAAGGGUACCUUUCUUCUUUUUGCUCUUUUUUAGUUAUUGCAGGGGGAUUCUGGGAGGAUGCAGUUUGAGUGGCAGCUGAGGGCAGCAAUUUGGGGGGUACAGUGGGGGUGCAUCCCGGGCGGGGCUGGUUC
Sceloporus undulatus (fence lizard) is the source of this 1424-nucleotide messenger RNA. It is a transcript of the gene SAP25, whose product is annotated as Sin3A associated protein 25. The coding region runs from base 359 to 1159 and encodes 266 amino acids. NCBI's taxonomy places the organism in Eukaryota, Metazoa, Chordata, Lepidosauria, Squamata, Phrynosomatidae. The transcript has 8 exons. Gene Ontology annotation, cellular component: cytoplasm; nucleus. The record is from RefSeq and is a predicted model, not a curated record. Gene Ontology annotation, biological process: regulation of DNA-templated transcription.